GUUGUUCUCUGCGACUGAUCCAUCCAUGCUUGCGUUAGGAUUCGCAUUUAUUUCGUUUGGUUCCGAAACGAAACUUGCGAGAUCGCGGAGUAGUAAUCGGGAAUUUUAUCCAGUUGUUUGGAAUUUUCCCAUCCCAUGCACACCGUCACAUCAUUGGCGCACUUUGGACCGGGCCAGAAGGCUGUUUGAUGCUGCAUUCCCUGAUCAGCUGCUAUCACGUGAGACCCCUGCAUCUCUCGCCCCCCUUGUCCGCUGGACGUUCCCAUCUCCUUUGAGGCGGUAGUUUACCCGGAAUUCAGCACCACAGUUGUGAUACAGAAUGUCUGAGUACUGGCUGAUAUCCGUGCCUGGUGAGCCCACGGCCCAACAGGCCUUCGACAAUCUGAACAAUGCCACGAGCAAGACAAACAAUCUCUCGGCCAACUACAAGUUCCAUGUUCCAGAUCUGAAGGUGGGCACUUUGGAUCAGCUGGUGGGAUUAUCCGACGAUCUGCUCAAAUUGGACACCACAACAGAAGGGAUCGUCAGAAAGUUAGCUGCAUAUCUGGGCGAUGUCCUAGAGGACAAGAAGGAGAAGCUAAUGGAGAAUUUGCAGGCCAACGGAGUGGAUAUCAACACCUACUUAACAAAAUUCCAGUGGGAUAUGGCCAAAUAUCCCGUAAAGCAGUCGUUGCGAGGAAUUGCCGAUAUCAUAUCCAAACAAGUUUAUCAGAUUGAAGCUGACUUGAAGACCAAAGCGAAUUCCUACAAUCAGCUAAAAGGCAGCCUUCAAGCAAUCGAGCGAAAAGCCACAGGUUCGCUGUUGACCAGAAAUCUGGGUGAUUUGGUUCAGAAAGAAGAUUUCGUUCUGGAGAGCGAGUACCUAACAACGUUGGUCGUCGUUGUUUCCAAACAGCAAGAGAAGGAUUGGCUUGCCAAAUACGAGAAACUGACAGAUAUGAUUGUGCCACGAUCAUCCAAGAAAAUCUUUGAAGACAGUGAAAAUUCUCUCUUUACUGUAUCAUUAUUCUCCAAAGUUGCGGAAGAGUUCAAGCUCAAAGCCCGAGAAAACAAGUUUAUGGUUCGGGAUUUCACUUACAAUGAGAAGGAACUUGCGGCUGGGAAGGAUGAAAUGAAUCGUUUAGCCGCUGAUAAAAAGAAGCAAUAUGGUCCUUUGGUAAGGUGGUUGAAAGUGAACUUUAGCGAAGCAUUCACUGCUUGGAUUCACGUCAAAGCACUCCGGGUUUUCGUUGAAUCCGUAUUACGAUAUGGUCUGCCAGUCAACUUCCAGACAAUUUUAAUGUUACCGAAUAAGAAAUCGACGAAAAAACUGCGAGAAGACCUGCAAAAGCUUUAUGGACAUUUGGAUACGGGCGGCCUGAUGUCCGACAAACACAGCGAUGCUCUGGAUAUGCCGGGCAUGGCCAUGCCAUCGGGAUCUGAUUAUUAUCCAUACGUCUUCUACACGAUCAACGCCGACGUUGUGGCAGAAGUGUCGAAAACAUCAUAAAACGAAAAUCCCUCUAACCGUUGACACGUGACUCAUCAGAUGGCGAUAUUAUUAUAUCCAUUUUAGCUAUAAUCCCAAUUGUGUGAUUUUGAGCAUUAUCAUUGUGUCCCCAUCGCUAACACAUUCCUGCAAAAACGGGCCGCAAUCUGUUGGGCUGGGCAUCAUUAUCCGGCACUCCGGUGACUUGUUGGCUGGUGAAUGGUGAGCGAAAGCGCACUGUUCAUUGCCGAUUAGCGUAAUCCCAACCCGGACCAUUCCCGAUCAGCUGACGAUUCUUUCGGUCAUUCCAGCAUGAGUUAUGGCGGUAUGUGUAUGUGUUUGCCUGGGAGCUUAAUUGUUAGUGAGUGCUAGUUUGGUUUUACAUUGUAAGUCUUUCUGUUGGGUUUGAAAUACGUUUUCCUGUUAUUAUUGGAUAAUUAUUAAUAUAUGCUUUUAUUGUGGUUUUUUUGUGGUGUGGUUUUAGUACGGGUACGGUAAAAACUGUAAGAAAUCCAUGAGUUUUACGAAGCGGAGAAUUCCGUGCAGCUGUCCUGUGUGAUAACUGUGAGCAAGUAAAAGCUAUUCCUGAAAAAACGCCUGUCUUUUGUACUCGUAUGUGUUUCAGUAUUUGGACUUUACCGGUUAGUUAAUUUCCUAAUAUUUUGAUUAUGGCUGCAUUGUUGCCAUUCUUUAUUGAAAUUCCUUAU
Paramacrobiotus metropolitanus is the source of this 2175-nucleotide messenger RNA. RefSeq names its product V-type proton ATPase subunit C-like. The record is from RefSeq and is a predicted model, not a curated record. Gene Ontology annotation, cellular component: lysosomal membrane; vacuolar proton-transporting V-type ATPase, V1 domain. The coding region runs from base 320 to 1489 and encodes 389 amino acids. Gene Ontology annotation, molecular function: proton-transporting ATPase activity, rotational mechanism. The transcript has 12 exons. Lineage: Eukaryota; Metazoa; Tardigrada; Eutardigrada; Parachela; Macrobiotidae. Gene Ontology annotation, biological process: proton transmembrane transport.